Molecule: messenger RNA, 420 nt
Organism: Ambispora gerdemannii
Lineage: Eukaryota; Fungi; Glomeromycota; Glomeromycetes; Archaeosporales; Ambisporaceae
Source: the annotation of a GenBank genome assembly
AUGGCUGAUAACGACGAAUUGAGUGAAAGAAAAGCGCAUGAAUUCGAGAAGUGGAAGGGCGGGUAUCAAAUCAGAAAAAUACCACGAGCCAGAAAAGUAGGUCAAUCGUGGUUGACUACACCAAUAUCGGUGAUUAGAGCCUUGGUACCAUCGUUAACUUUGAUGCUCUUUGAAUUACCUGAUCUUAUUAUAUGUAAUGGUCCAGGAAGUUGCAUCCCUAUUUGCGUUAUAUCUUAUAUUCCAAGAAUCCUCGGAAUAAAACAUGUUCGUAUAAUAUAUAUUGAAUCAUUUGCGCGUGUAAAUUCAUUAUCACUGUCUGGACGACUUUUACUCAACUUUGUUGAUCGGUUUUUGGUUCAGUGGCCAUAUCUUGCGCAAAAGUAUCCUGAAAAAGCAGAGUAUUUUGGUGUUUUGGUUUAA